AAACAAUCUUUAAAAAAAAAUAAUGAGGGUGUAUUAUAUUGAAGGUUAGGCUUAUAAGGAACUUUAUAGAAUCAGGAAUUUGAGAGAACAGAAAAGGAAAAAAUAAAACACCAAAAAAUCUAGUCUAAUUCCCAUAUUUUGCUUGCAUAUGCUUUAGUAAAAACUGUACUAUUUAUUUUUAAGCAGUACUUUAUUAAUUAUAGAAACUUGUUGCAGUUUACUUAAUACCUGUAAUUGGUUAUGUGAUCUCUAAUUGAACAUCUCUGUCAAUGAAAUCUUAUUAUUGCCUGAAAGAGAUCUAGAACACCAGUUUUAACACAAAGUUAUUUCAGUGAAUCAAAGUUUUCCUCCUUUAAAUUUAUUCUUGUAUGUAAUAUUCUAUGCCAGAGGUCAACAGAGAGUAUCAUUGCAAGUACACAUUCAGACACACAGAAGUGUACAUACCUCCAACAAUUACAGGCAGUAUUUUUUCUGAUAUAUAUCUCACAUAUAUCUAUAUCUAUGUUUAUAUCUAUAUCAUCUCUAUCUAUCUCUAUCUCUAUCUCUAUCUCUAUCUCUAUCUCUAUAUCAUAUCUAUAUAUAUCAUCUAUAGUUAUAGCUAUAGUUAUAGGUAUAGAUAUCUAUAUAGAGAGAAAAUUAAUUUUGGUGAAAGAAAUUUAUUAAUUUUAUCAUAAAUUUUAGUCCUUUCAAACCCUAUAAUUUCAUGACUUGAAUGAAUUACCUCUCAUCAAUCUUGUUUUAACAAAGAGAACCUCUACCCAUUCCUGGAUCUACUUGGUCCUGAUGCCAUAAAUGACUGGGUUGAGGGCAGGGGAUAUGACUACAUAGAGGUUAGCCAGGAGGAUAUGGAUAUACUCGGUGAUGUCAUGACCAAAGCGGUGAGUGAGGAAAGAGAAGAGAGCUGGACCAAAGAAGACCAAGAUAACACAAAUAUGGGAGCUACAGGUAUUCAGAGCUUUCAGGCGGGCAUCUUGGGAAGGGAGGUGGAAGAGAGCAUAUAGGAUCCUAAUAUACGAGACAAUGAUAAGAAGCACAUCCAGAAACAAGAUAGAAAUAUUUUCCAAGACCAUAGUAGACAUUGGCAUUAAUGCUGGCACAAGCUAGACGUGCCACUCCCAUGUGCUCACAAUAGGUAUGAGGGAUGAUUCUGUGUCCACAGUAAGGCAGCCUCAGGAGGAAAAAAAUGAUGGGAACAAUCAUGCAUAAGCUUCUUAGUACCACUAUCACAGCAAUUACACCAUCACUCUGUUGGUAAGAAUCAUGCUGUACCUGAGGGGGUUGCAAAUAGCCACAUAAUGAUCAAAACCCAUGGCAAGAAGUACAAUGCUCUCCAUGACUGUAAAAAAGUGGAUAAAAAACACUUGAGCAACACAGCACCCAAAGCACAGCUCCUGAAGGCUGAACCAGAAGAUCCCCAGCAUCAUGGGGAUGGUAGUAGUAGAGAGACUUAGGCCAAUCACUGACAGCAUGGCCAGAAAGUAGAACAUAGGUUGGUGAAGGCUAUGAUCAACCCAGAUAACAAACAGAAUGAUAACAUUUCCAACAAGAGCAAUCAGAUACACAGCACAGAAGAGAAAUACAAGCCAGAUUUGUGCAACUUCCAACCCUGGAAUCCCCAGCAAUAGGAAUGAAGAAGGAUGGGAUUCAGUGACAUUGGGAGAAGACAUUCUCCAGCAGGCUGACGAUGGUGUGAUUUUUAAAAGUUGUUGGUGGUUCCCACUGGACAAUUCAUCCACAGUUAACUGAGAUCUACAAAAAUUAAAAAUAAAAACAUUCCUUAACAAAGGAUUCAUAAUGGGAACAAAUUUUUCUAAAGGCCUUUGAUUCUUUACCCCUUUUCAGCUCUCCAUAAAUAAUCCCAGUAUCACUCCUGACCUGCAGCAUAAGUGUUAAAGAAUGUAGAAGCUAACAUUGUGUCUUUCCUAAAAUGAUGGGUUCAGAGGAAUUAAAUGCAUUAAUUUUCCUCUUCCUGAAGAAAUAAAUACUAUUAGGAGAUAAUAAAAUUGAUCAUAAUAAUAGCCAGCACAAUAAUCAUGGUUAUCAUUAAUUGAGUACCUACAAUUUUUCAGACGUUGUUGUCAUUAUUUGCAUACACUAUCUCAUUUAGUUCUCUCCCCCCCCACAAUUCUGUGACACAAGUUCUCGUUUAUGGAAGAGAGAGGUUUUGAUAAGCUCAUUAACUUCCCGUUGCUAAUAAGCAGCAGAAUCAAGAUGUGAAAUUAAGAGAAACUAAGUUUUGUGACACUGAUAUGGACCUGUGUUUGCAAACUUAUUAGUGAAAGUAAUGAAAGGAUAGAGAGAGAGAAAGAUAAGGGGUGGAGAAAUAAAGGACCUAGAAUAACCAAACUACCUCAAAGAAGAAUAAAUCUGGAAGAUUUUCAUUACCAAAUAUUGAGAUUUUCUAUAAAACUAUGAUGAUUAUGGCAGCGUUGCUAUUUAAAAAAAAAAGAAAGAAAAAGAGACAAUGGAACAGAACUGAGAAUCUAGAAGGAGAUCCACAUAAUUCUUAGGGUAUGCCCAAGUAGCAAUUUUAAGAUAUGUUGGCAAGGGGCAAUGAUAAUCUGUGAAGUUUCUUCCCCAUAUAAAGAUCUUUCUGAAGAACCUGUUGACUUCUGUAACUGGUGAGAGGGAAAUGUGACAUCAGAUCUAAUUUGCUUCCUGGAGCUGACCAAACCACAAAUUUGAGGGCACAGUUCUUGAUACUGUUCUCACGUCUGACAUCAACUGCAAGUUCAGGAAGGUUCCCAUACUACCUCCAGGUUCACUAAUCUACUAGAACGACUCACAGAACUCACUGAAAGCUAUUAUACUCAUGGUUACAGUUUACUAUAGGGAAAGAUUAAAAUCAUAAAUCAGACAAAGGAAGAGAUGCUGAUGGUAGAAUGUGAAGUUUGCAAAUGUGAAGCAUCCAUUGUCCUCCCUCAUGGAGUCAGAAUGAGUUACCCUCCUGGAAUUAAUGUGUGACAAUAUGCAUAGUUAUAUUGCCAACCACAGAGGCUCACCUGGGCUUUGGUGCCCAGAUUUAUGUAUAUAUGAUUGAUUGAUUGCACACAUGGUUGAACUCAAUCUCCAGAUUGGUUGGUGCCACAUGACCCAAAGUUCUCACCCUAAGUUAUAUCGUUGGUAUUUAUAGUGUGGUCAGCCCUUACACUGAGAUAGAGUUUGACCACUCCUCAUCCUAAACUCCUAUCAGAUAUGACAGAUAACUUCCUAGAAACCAAAAACAAAGGCCAGACCUCUUUUUGGGUAAGGCAAAAUUCCUCACUAUACAUCUAUUCGUUUAGUUCCAAAGAUAUUUUUUGUUAUUGUAACAAGCUAUGCUUUUCACCUCUUGGCUUAUCUUGGCUCAUGGCAUCAAUCAUGAAUUUGGGUCACCCAAUAAUCAAGUUUGAAUUCAGUUUAAUCCUUUUGAAAUAUAAAGCAUGGAGAGAGACCAACAACUGAUUACCAUAUUGUGUCCUUUUUUAUAUCAAGGGUAUAGAAUGUGUAGAAUCAGUUCAAUUAUAAAGGAAUUCAAACUCAUUACUCUCUCCUUUUUUGCCUACUAUGGCUUUUUUUUAAACUUUGUGUCUCACUCACUAUCAAAGCAGUAUGGGAAAAGAAGCAGAAGUAGACACCAUGCAAUAUCACUUGCAUUGUGGCAUGGGAUAGAGUCCUGAUUCUAUUCUUGCUGGCCUUCUGACCUUAUGUAAGUCACACAUAUUCUGUAUUUCAGUUUCAUCCAGAAAUAAACAUAGUACUAUCUAUCUCAGAUUAUUAUUGGGUUGAGUAGAUGAGGUUAUAUAUGCCUGAAAUAUUACAGGUGUAGAUAUUUCCUCUCCAAUCUUAGUCUUCCUCCUACCUUUCCCCAGACCAGUGAUCUGUACCAUUCCCAGUCCCAAUACUCUAGGUCUUAACUCAAUUUCUGUGAAGCCAAAUUCCAAUCUUAAGCACACAUUGCAGACGCAUUGAUCACAAACACUUACCACGUUCCCUAUGUUCCAUUUUAGGAAGUCAUUUGGCAACUGUGAAUUUAAUUACUGAAAUUAUGUAUUUAUACACCCUCAAUAUGCCCUAAGAGAUGUUUAUAAAUUGUCCUUGCGUGUGUGUGUUGAGGGGAUUUAUAAUGAAGUCUCCAGGUGCCAGAGAGUCUCAGACAUUGGAAUUAAAAUGAAUAGGAAUUCCCUUUUGUCAUUAAACUUGCUGAAGAGAAGCUCUAGGGAAAUCCCCAUGAACCUUGCUGUCUGCUAUUUGGCCGAUUGUCAGUUCUUGUUAUUUCACAUAAAAUAUACAACAGGUAGUAUUUUACUUUAUUUUUCUCCUUCCUUUUUCCUUAUUCUCUGUUUCCAGUCUUUGAAAUGCUUGGACUAAGUCUUUGGGCUUUUUGGGGUAUCUAUAUUACCAGCAAUUUUUUUAAAUUAUAAAAUAUACAUGAAAGUGCCAUUUUAACCAUUUUAAACUUUACAAUUCAGUGGCACUUAGUACAUUCACAACAUUGUACAACUGUUAACACUAUCUAGUUCUAUAAAAUUUCAUCAAUUCAAAAGGAAAUCCUAUGCCCAUUAAUCAAUCACUUCCCAUUCUUCCAGCUCUAGGCAGUAGAUUAUUAGAUCUGAUCUCAAAUUUUUCUCAACAGUUAGAAAAGUCAACAGCUAUUGAAAAAGAAACUUCAUAUGGGAAAGAAACUUCACUGAUUAACAUUCACUUUUGCCAAUUUAUCUUAAAUUUCUACAUGGGGAAAGAAACUUUAAAAGGUGGUCUAUAUAUGCAAUGGAAUAUUAUACAUUCUUUAAAAAGAAGGAUAUCCUGUAUUGCAACAACAUGGAUGAAUCUGUGGACAAAAUACCAAAGUGAAAUAAGCCAGUCACAUAAAGACAAAUAUUACAUGAUCUCAGUUAUUAAGGAAUCUUGAAAAAAAAAAGCCAAACUCACAGUAACAUAAAGUAGAAGGGUGGUUACUAGGGCCUGGGGCAUCAGUAAAAAGGGGAGAUUAAAAAGAAAUCAGAAUGGAGCCUGGGUGGCUCAGUGGGUUAAGUGUCUGUCUUCAACUCAGGUCAUGAUCUCAUGGUUUCUGAGUUUGAGUCCCUCAUUGGGCUCUCCGCUGUCAGCGCAGAGCCCACUUGGGAUCCUCUGUCUUCCUCUCUCUGCCUCUCCCUGGCUCACAUUCUUUCUCUUGCUCUCUCCCUUUCUCAAAAUAUGUAAAUAAACAUUCUUUAAAAAGGGGGUUCUUGGGUGGCUCAGUCGGUUUAGUGUCUGACUCUUGCUUUCAGCUCAGGUCAUGAUCUCAUGGUUUGUGAGUUCAAGCCCUGUGUCAAGCUCUGUGCUGACAGUGCAGAGCUUGCAUGGGAUUCUCUCUAUCACUCUCUCUCUGCCCGCCCCCCCCCCCAGUCACUCACACUAUCUCUCUCUGUCAAAAUAAAUAUUAAAAAAUAAAAGUUAUUAAAAAAAAGAGAGUUACCCAAUUACCCUUUGCAAAGAGCAGAAUCUCUAAUGUUUGUAACCAACUACUCAUACUAAGACCUGUAGCACACCACCCAUAGCACUCUAACACACACAGAGUUCUUACAUCUUACCAGGACCUUGAUAAAGAAAAGGUCAUAACGAGAGUGAGAUACCUACGCCUCAACAGGAAUUCAAUGACACUUGCUGGGAGAAUGACUUCCAUCAAUGACACCCACUUCCAUCCCCCCUUGUUUCACCUGCUAGGAAUCCCAGGACUGGAAACUGUACAUAUCUGGAUUGCUUUCCCAUUCUGCAUUGUGUACCUGAUUGCCCUUGUGGGGAACAUCACCAUUCUCUUUGUGAUCAAGACUGAACACAGUCUCCACCAGCCCAUGUUCUACUUCCUGGCCAUGUUGUCUAUGAUCGAUCUGGGUCUGUCCACGUCCACCAUCCCCAAAAUGCUGGGCAUCUUCUGGUUCAACCAACAAGAGAUCAGCUUUGGGGGCUGCCUUGCCCAGAUGUUCUUUAUCCACAUGUUCACAGGAAUGGAGACUGUUCUCCUGGUGGCCAUGGCUUAUGACCGCUUUGUUGCCAUCUGCAACCCUCUCCAGUACACCAUGAUCCUCACCAAUAAAACCAUCAGCAUCCUAGCUUCUCUUGUUGUUGGAAGAAAUUUAAUUCUUGUGACUCCAUUCGUGUUUCUCAUUCUGAGGUUGCCCUUCUGUGGGCAUCACAUCAUCCCUCAUACGUACUGUGAGCACAUGGGUCUUGCCCGGUUGGCCUGUGCACCCAUCAAGGUCAACAUUAUCUAUGGGCUCAUGGUGAUUUCUAAUAUCAUUGUGGAUGUGAUCCUGAUUGCCUCCUCCUAUGUGCUUAUCCUUCGAGCUGUUUUCCGCCUUCCUUCUCAGGAUGCCCGGCUAAAGGCUCUCAAUACCUGUGGUUCUCAUGUCUGUGUCAUGCUGUGCUUUUACACGCCAGCUUUUUUUUCUUUUAUGACACACCGUUUUGGCAGAAACAUUCCCCGCUAUAUCCACAUUCUUCUGGCUAAUCUUUAUGUGGUUGUCCCACCGGCCCUUAAUCCGGUCAUCUAUGGAAUCAGGACCAAACACAUCCGAGAGAGAGUUGUGAAGAUAUUUGUACAGAAAUAA
Messenger RNA from Acinonyx jubatus (cheetah), 6569 nucleotides. Its product is annotated as olfactory receptor 52E4. The record is from RefSeq and is a predicted model, not a curated record. Gene Ontology annotation, biological process: G protein-coupled receptor signaling pathway. Gene Ontology annotation, cellular component: membrane. Gene Ontology annotation, molecular function: olfactory receptor activity; G protein-coupled receptor activity. Lineage: Eukaryota; Metazoa; Chordata; Mammalia; Carnivora; Felidae. Bases 5616 to 6569 code for a protein of 317 amino acids. The transcript has a single exon.